AAUCAGCUUGAGUGAGACUUCACAAAACAUUAUAGACUCCUAAAAAUUCCAAUUCUAUAAGCCUAAAAAGAGUAUAAGAAAGAGAAAGGAAACUCUACUUCUCUCUUUUUAACUCUUUCUAACGCGGAAUUCUUCAUAUCAUUCAAUCAAACUUCAAAUCUAAGUAUAUUUAUUUUCUGCUGUCCUCUUAUUUUUCUUCAUUUCCUGAAAGAUUUCAAGUUAGAUUUUUUCUGCAGAGUCACUGAUUUUGGUGAAAAUUUGGAGAUUUUACAAGUGAAAAAUAUCUUGUCUUUUUGUCUUCUUUUAGUGCUUUUUCGCCACUUCUCACACCCCAAAAAGCCAGCAUUUCUUCUUUCAUAGUAACAAACAAAUCCAUUGAAAAUUCACUCAAAAAAAGAACCACGAUUUUGGUUUCAAUACUACUAUUUCCUUAUCAUUCUUAAGCUCAAACUUCACUUGGUUUAUUUCAAAAAGACUGAAUUUUUAUAGGCUAAAGAGAAAAAUAUGCAAGAUCCAUCAAUUUAUACACAAAUAAAGCCACAAUUUCCAGAGCAAGAACACUUGAAAUGCCCCAGAUGUGAUUCACCAAACACAAAAUUCUGUUAUUACAACAAUUAUAAUCUUUCUCAGCCACGUCACUUUUGUAAGAGUUGUCGUAGGUAUUGGACAAAAGGCGGUACUCUUAGAAAUAUUCCAGUUGGUGGUGGUUUUCGUAAGAACACAAAACGUUCUUCUUCUUCAUCCAAUAAGAAAAUUUCCUCCUCAACGACGUCGUCUUCAGUUUUAUCUUCAAAACCUGAUCAGAUAACAAAUCCAAAACCAGAGCCAUUUGGUAUACCUGCAAUUCCAGAUUUUGAUCAAAACAGUAAUAGAGUGAUUGAUAUGAGUAAUGGGCAAUUCAGUGCACUGUUGGAGUCAAACGGACCGCAAUUUGGGAAUUUGAUGGAAGCUUUGAAUCCGAAUAAUAAUGGGUCCAAUUUGCAGUUGGGUGAAUUUGCAAGGAAUCAAAAUACGAAUUCGGGUUCGGGCUCAGAUGGUACCCGUCAAAAUGGGAAUAACACAUAUUUGGGAGAUCAAAAUGGUGGAGAUUCUAAUAAUUGUUGGAAUGGUGGUAGCAAUGGUUGGCCUGAUCUUGCAAUUUACACACCAGGUUCCAAUUUCCAGUGAAUGGAAUUGCCAAAAGAAUAUUAGAGCUAGUAUUAGUAUUUAAUUAAGAGAAGGUAUUUAACUAUUUGCUAAGUAUUUAACUUUUUCUUUUUGACAUUCUUUUGGAAGUGUUAUCGCUGAUUGCAGUCUAGUAAUACAUAAUUUACCUCUGGAAAUGUGGUGGUGAAGUGCUGUGCAUGAGCACUGUCCUCCAUCCAUAAUACUCGUUUUCUAUAGGUAACGCAAUAUAAUGCAUAUUAAAAGAUGUGUGGGAUUUAAUACUUUAUUGGGUCGUCUGAUUUGAAGACUAAGUUAUUCUAAGAUUAGUAUAUUAUUUUUUAUUAACUGUUUGAUGUGUUGUAUUAAUCCUGAGAUUGUCAAUUAUAUUGCUUUAUCCUGUAAUAACUUAUCCUGGGAUUACUGUUCCA
Molecule: messenger RNA, 1574 nt
Organism: Nicotiana tabacum (common tobacco)
Lineage: Eukaryota; Viridiplantae; Streptophyta; Magnoliopsida; Solanales; Solanaceae
Product: dof zinc finger protein DOF1.7
Biological process (GO): regulation of DNA-templated transcription
Molecular function (GO): DNA binding; DNA-binding transcription factor activity
Source: RefSeq, a predicted model, not a curated record